Canis lupus familiaris (dog) is the source of this 3556-nucleotide messenger RNA. It is a transcript of the gene DKK2, whose product is annotated as dickkopf WNT signaling pathway inhibitor 2. The transcript has 4 exons. Lineage: Eukaryota; Metazoa; Chordata; Mammalia; Carnivora; Canidae. Gene Ontology annotation, molecular function: receptor antagonist activity; co-receptor binding. Gene Ontology annotation, biological process: multicellular organism development; negative regulation of canonical Wnt signaling pathway. The record is from RefSeq and is a predicted model, not a curated record. The coding region runs from base 682 to 1461 and encodes 259 amino acids. Gene Ontology annotation, cellular component: extracellular region.
GCGGGACGGCGCGGCGCGCACGGCGGCUGCUGGGGCUCUGGGCGUCCCGGGCAGCGCCGGGCUGCGGGGUGGGAACCGGGAGCAGCGCUUCGCGGAGACGGUGCUGCGCGCGCGGGAGACCUCUGCUGGCCUCGGACUCCGGGGCCCGCCCGGGGCGUUCCCGGACCCCAGUUACGGCGCCCGCUGGCAUUGUGUCCUGCAAAGGUUGAGACGGGGAAGGGAAAGAGGAGAGGAAAGCAGCUGAGGCGGAAGGGAAAGCACUGCUGUGGCCCUCCGGAGCGAAUUCGGAGACUUGGGGCGCGGAGACCCGCGGGAGCGCGGUGGUGCGCGGGGCAAGGAGCGCCCGGAGCGGCGCGGUCCGCGGGGCCGGCUCUUCUAGCACCUCGGGUCACGCCUCCUCGGCCAGAAGGCGCCUCGCCUUUGAUUGCUUCCAGUUACCGCAGAACUUCCUGCCCCGGUGGAGACGCGGGGCUUGCUCGGGCCGCUCUCGCUCCGGGUCCGAGGCGUGAGACUGAAUUCACACGGUGCCGGGCGCCCCCCCGCGAGGCCGAGUGGGGUUGGGGGGAACAGCCGCUGGCCCCCGCGCCCCGAGAGAGGGGCCUGGCGUUGGGGUCCUCCGUCGCCUUGCGUCCAGCCGCACGCCUCCGGGCUUUGCGCCCCCCGGGGACCCCUCGCCGGGAAAUGGCCGCGUGGAUGCGGGGCAAGGACUCGUCGCGCUGUCUGCUCCUCCUGGCCGCGGUGCUGAUGGUGGAGAGCUCGCAGCUCGGCGGCUCGCGGGCCAAACUCAACUCCAUCAAGUCCUCUCUGGGCGGGGAGACGCCUGCCCAGGUCGCCAAUCGAUCGGCGGGCACAUACCAAGGACUGGCUUUCGGCGGCAGUAAGAAGGGCAAAAACCUGGGGCAGGCCUACCCUUGUAGCAGUGAUAAGGAAUGUGAGAUUGGUAGAUAUUGCCACAGUCCCCACCAAGGAUCAUCAGCCUGCAUGGUGUGUCGAAGGAAAAAGAAGCGCUGCCAUAGAGAUGGCAUGUGUUGUCCUGGUACCCGCUGCAAUAAUGGCAUCUGCAUCCCUGUCACGGAGAGCAUCUUAACCCCUCACAUCCCAGCUCUGGAUGGCACUCGACACAGAGAUCGAAACCAUGGCCAUUACUCAAACCAUGACUUGGGAUGGCAAAAUCUAGGAAGACAACACACUAAGAUGUCACAUAUAAAAGGGCACGAAGGAGACCCCUGCCUCCGAUCAUCAGAUUGCAUCGAAGGAUUUUGCUGUGCUCGCCACUUCUGGACCAAAAUCUGCAAACCAGUUCUCCAUCAGGGGGAAGUCUGUACCAAACAGCGCAAGAAGGGCUCUCAUGGCCUGGAAAUUUUCCAGCGAUGUGACUGCGCAAAGGGCCUGUCAUGUAAAGUAUGGAAAGAUGCCACCUACUCCUCUAAAGCCAGACUCCAUGUGUGUCAGAAAAUAUGAUCACCUCUGAGGAAAUUCAUCACUAGCAGACUGUGAAUCUGUGUAUUUAAUGCAUUAUAACAUGGUGGAAAAUAGGAUUUGGAUUUCAGAAGAAUGGCUAAAAUAAGGAAUGUGAUAAGAAUAUAGAGAUCACAGAGAGAGAAAAAAGGAAAAAAAUAAGCAGAUUAGAAAGGGGUAACAAAUGUAGUACAACCAAUGUGUUUCCAUUAUGCAAUUUGUUUAUGUAAAUAAUGUACACAUUUGUGAAAAUGCUAUUACUUAAAAUCAAAAAGCACACAGUGAGAAUUACUGACGAAUACCAUGUGACUUUUCAAGAGUUUAGGCUGUGCUGGAAGAUUGGUUUCCUUCAGAUUGGUGAUUGCCUAUAGAAAUACACUAAAAGCCAUGUUUCAAAUUCAAAGUUAUACUUUAACAAAAUAGUCUUUUGGCUUACAAUAGGCUUUACAUAAAAAGAGUUUUGUUAAAUAAGAAACGAAAGCAUGAAACAUAGUUCAUUUGCAACACAGGAUCACCUUUUAGUUUGAAGCACUAUUCCUAGGACUCAGUGAAAGGCCUUGGUAGACAAGAAAAAAAAGCAGUCAAUAUUUUCCAAAUAAUUUCAAAGUAAUUGCAAGACUUUUAUGAGGACUUUAGGAGAAGCCAAACUUGUUUUUCUUCAAACUGCUUAUUUAGAGUUUUCAAAAAUUUACUUUCACCGGUAAUUACUAAGAACCAGUAUAAGAUAAAACAUUCUAAAGGAAUAGCAUUGUGCCUUUUCUUGAUUGUAUGUGAUUCCUACCUUGAAUAUAUUUUAUUCUCCAAUUAAUUGUGAAUAGUACCGAGCAGAAUUUCACAGACUGCAAACAUUUCUAAGGAGUCCAAGAUACAGAAUCAACACUAAUAGACUGUUAAUUUUUGAAGCUUUGGCAUUCCUUGUGUUUGAUAGAAUUUAGGUUGGUAAAUACAUUUAUUCUCUACACUUGCAGUGGUAUAGUCAGGUAAAGCUGAUAAUAGAGACUUGAUCUACAUUUGUCCUACACUAAAGGACACAAAGGAAAUGGAAAAAAACUUUGUUCAGUGCCCAGGUUUUGGCAACAUGUCGAUCAUGUAUCUGAAGCACAAACUGACUAUUCAUAUUUGAAGCCCGAGGCCGCACAACCUAAAUGGAAGUUUUCCACGGGAUUUGCUAUCACAAUAUUUACAAUACAGAUGAGUUCUGUGUAGGUCACUAGUUGACCUCAAAAUAUUUAUUUUUUAUUUUUGAGGUCCUGGAAUAAUAUGAGGAGUUCUCAUGAAGUGGACUCCCAAAGCGGGUAGUAUAGUAAGGUUCCAUUGCCCUCCAUAAACUUCUAACUUGCCAAUGGCAUCACCUGAAAUUUCUGUACCAAUCUCUCUGUGCAGCAGCUUUUUUUCCCUCAAAGAUAUCAUUUCUGGAAUGAAAUAACUUGCAAAAUCUACGUAUUGCUAACCUAUAGAAACCACAGUUUCCAAAUUCUUUGAAACCAUUUUAUUACUUUUUUUUUACUUUACUCAGUUCUAAAUAUUAUGUCUAGAGCAUAAGGCAAAAAAGUUAUCUUAUAGUUGUUACUUUUGACCUUUUCUUUUAUAGACUGCAAGUCACUCCUUAAUUUUCUUUUACUUAGACCCCUUCUGCAGUUUCAAAUUCAAGUUUUCCCCAUAGAAAUUGAAUCUGAGCCUGCAUGUCUAUUAAGAGUUUCAGCUUCCCAUACACAUUUACUAGGGUGAGUAAGAUUUACAUUCUUUCCAAAUGUCUGCUAAAACAAAAAUUAUAAGCUGAUCUAUCCAAGAACCAAAGUCUGUGCAAACAGGUUUCUAUAAGCUUGGCAACAUGAAAAUGGAACAUUUCAGUCAAACAUUUCCUCUAUAGCAAUCACAUUUACAAUCUGGUUUUUGCAUUAUUCCCCUUAUGUACAUCCCAAAAUUAUUAUUUGAAGUAAUUUAUUUACAGGAAAUGUUAAUGAGAUGUAUUUUCUUAUAGAGAUAUUUCUUACAGAAAGCUUUGUAGCAGAAUAUAUUUGCAGCUAUUGACUUUGUAAUUUAGGGAAAAUGUAUAAUAAGAUAAAAUAUAUUAAAUUUUUCUCCUUCAAAAAUGGAA